AUGCCUAAAAAUAAAUUCGGUAUCAAGUCAACAAAUUCCAAGAUUCUAAAAUCCAUCAAGAAAAAAGGUGGUAUGUUCAAGAAGAAGAAACUCAAGGAUGAUUCUUCCAAAAAUUCUUCAUCUUCCUCCACCUAUGAACUAUACGAGUCAUCUGAAUUUGAAAUACCGGAGUAUACGCAGUGGUUUGACAUAAACUCAGUCAACUUCAUAGAAGAAGAAUGCACCCAAAACAUUUUUAUAGGCUACGGCAAUGAUAAAGAUGCCAUUUGCGAACAUUACAAAAAAAUCAGAAAUAAAAUCAUUAACCUAUACAGAAAGGAACCAGAUAAAUAUUUGUCGGUAACAGAAUGUGUCCGGAAACUAGGUAAUGAAUGUAAUAGUAAACGAAAUAUAGGAGGAGACGCAUCAAUAGUGAUGAAAAUCCACUCAUUCCUGAACUAUUGGGGAAUCAUUAACUUUCAAGCUAGAAAUGAGUCAGGAGAAAGGAUUUAUGGAAAUAAAAUGAAUAUAAAAGCUGAUCAGUCAAGCACGUUUAGCACGCCAAGCAAAAACUUUAGCGACGUUUUUAAAACUGGAGAACAAUACUUUUCAGAUUCUAGCGACUCUAACUCUGAACAAUUUGACCCAGAUUCACCAGAAGAUGUGGUCAGGUACUCAGCGGAGUUAAACUCAGGGCAAAAUGUCGAUUCAAAAUCUAACUACCCAAAAUGUUGUGGAUGCAAUAAUAUAUGCAGGAAUUCAUACUAUAUUCUGGGACCGGAAUUUCUAGGAGGUUUAAAUAAAUUUACAGAAAUGAGUCCUUCAGUGAGGAGGAGAGGAAUUUGGUGUACCCAAUGCUACUGUAACUCUAACUACCCAAUGACCCUAACUAAGGAAAGCUUUGUUAGGAUCGACCUCCCACAAAGGUUGUCAGAAAGCCUUUCCAAAGUGGAUAUAAACAGCAAAGAUCAAAAACCAUGGUCUGAAAAACAAUUUGAGAAGCUAUAUGAAGCUAUAAGGAAGUACGGUACUGAUUGGCAAAGUGUAGCUCAACAUAUCGGAGGGGAUAUCACACCCAAUGAGUGUAUAUUACAGUUUGUUAACGCACCACUAGAGCAUGAUGUUACAUCAAAGCUGAAACUUACAACUUAUAUGGAACCUCCAUAUUAUGAGGACAUAAACCCUUCAUUUCCAUUCUUUGAUAGCCCAAACCCAAUAGUAACCCUGCUCUCAUUUUGCGCAAGUGUUAUAAGCCCUGUGGUGGCUUCCUCUGCCGCAAAGGCAGCAUUCGACGUCAUCUUCGAGGCCUGCAAAAAUAACACCAUGUCCCCGAAGCCUGCUCCAAAGAAGGAUUUGGUGAACGAAAGUGAAAUGUUGGAACUGGAACAAAACUUCAAAGAAAUGAAAAGGAACUCUUUUGAUCAUUCAUUAAAUUCUGAAGAUAAGCCAGAAGGAGAGAAUGAACCAUCGACAGAUAAUUCUUCUCAAAAUCCGGAUACUCCUCAACAGAUGAAUAAACUGGUAGAUACAAGUACACUGCAAUUGGCUGCUAAGGCAGCUCUGGAUGCUGCGGCUGCAAGGUCAGGAGAACUCGCUUCAUUGGAGGAUGGCAAGCUAACACAAGUUUUACCAAACCUCAUAUCACUUAAAAUAAAAAGGAUCAGUGAGAAGCUAAAGAAAUUCAAUGAAACCCAAGAACAAAUGAUCAAGGACCAGCAACACCUGGUUUGUGAGAGGGAACUACACAAAAUUCUCAAAUACAAAGGAUUCUUACAGGAGAAUCCAUAA
Messenger RNA from Theileria annulata, 1767 nucleotides. RefSeq names its product SWI3-like protein, putative. The transcript has 7 exons. Gene Ontology annotation, molecular function: protein binding. The record is from RefSeq and is a predicted model, not a curated record. The coding region runs from base 1 to 1767 and encodes 588 amino acids. NCBI's taxonomy places the organism in Eukaryota, Apicomplexa, Aconoidasida, Piroplasmida, Theileriidae.